Molecule: messenger RNA, 1145 nt
Organism: Durio zibethinus
Lineage: Eukaryota; Viridiplantae; Streptophyta; Magnoliopsida; Malvales; Malvaceae
Product: sm-like protein LSM1B
Biological process (GO): deadenylation-dependent decapping of nuclear-transcribed mRNA
Cellular component (GO): Lsm1-7-Pat1 complex; P-body
Molecular function (GO): mRNA binding
Source: RefSeq, a predicted model, not a curated record
AUCACAAACCAAAAAUAAAAUGCAAAUAGAAAUGAAACCCCAACAACAAAAUCUACUAAAAUAAUUCCACCAUGUUAAAGGCCACGCCCUAAUUCCCUAUUCAUUUUGUCCCUCUUUUUCUAAUUUUCCCGCAUUUUCUCGGGUUUUCUUUUUUCUCUCUCUUUCUUCCGGCUAGAUUGGAUCUGAUUGCUCUUAUGUUAUGUUUCUCCAACCCCACUUAGACCCUUGGAACCUGUACAGGAAAAGAAACCCCAAUUUUUAACUUCCCAGGGUUUUCAAGUUAAGGUUUUUCGGAUCUAGCAGUAUUGGAAUUUAGGGAGUUUCUUUGGGUUUUUGGGUAAUUCGUGAUAUUGGCGUAUCUGGGUUGCUUUUGUUUUCCUUGAAGGGGUUUAUAUUGUUAUUUUUAUUCAUUUUUCUGGAGGUCAGGGUUAGAUUAAAAAGGGAGAAAUUUGAUUAGCAAAUGCCAUAUUUGGAUAAUUGGUAUUUGAAAGGUGUAUUUUUUUCGGCAAAUUUUUUGGAGAGACCGAAAAAAGUUUAUCUAUGUCUUGGGCAGGCCCUGAAGAUAUCCACCUUUCUACUUCUCUUGCCAGUUACCUUGACAAAAAACUUUUAGUGCUGCUACGAGAUGGUAGAAAGCUCAUGGGAACUUUACGUUCUUUUGACCAAUUUGCCAAUGCUGUUCUUGAGGGUGCUUGUGAAAGAGUUAUUGUUGGUGGUCUUUAUUGCGACAUCCCUUUAGGUCUAUAUGUAAUCCGUGGGGAGAAUGUUGUCUUGAUUGGCGAGCUGGACUUGGAGAGAGAGGAACUUCCUCCACAUAUGACUCGUGUAUCAGCAGCAGAAAUUAGAAGGGCACAGAAAGCAGAAAGGGAGGCAACAGAUCUCAAAGGUACAAUGAGGAAAAGAAUGGAGUUCCUUGAUUUGGACUAACUCAUGUUUCCUGCAUCCUGUUUUAGCUAUCCGCAAGUUUUAUGGCGGUUGUUGGUGUAGGAGAUGGGUAGGCUACAAAAUGCUCCAUCUCUCUUUGUUUCUAUCAUUUCCCUCUCAACAUUAAAUUCUUGUAACAUUUGCAAACAAUGUAUUUGACAAAGCUUAGCCGCGAUUUGCCGGUCCUCUAAUUUAGUUUUCGCAGUAACAGAUUUCACUUA